Messenger RNA from Brettanomyces nanus, 588 nucleotides. It is a transcript of the gene VMA16, whose product is annotated as H(+)-transporting V0 sector ATPase subunit c''. Bases 1 to 588 code for a protein of 195 amino acids. Lineage: Eukaryota; Fungi; Ascomycota; Pichiomycetes; Pichiales; Pichiaceae. The record is from RefSeq and is a predicted model, not a curated record. Gene Ontology annotation, biological process: proton transmembrane transport. The transcript has a single exon. Gene Ontology annotation, cellular component: proton-transporting V-type ATPase, V0 domain. Gene Ontology annotation, molecular function: proton-transporting ATPase activity, rotational mechanism.
AUGUCGUACACAUUAUCAGCGAUCGUGAUCACGGUACUUUUAUCCGUGGGAUGCUAUAUGUUGUUGACUGGAUCUGGUGAGCUUUUCAACGUGGGAGACUUUUUAGAGACAACGUCACCAUAUAUGUGGGCCAAUUUAGGUAUUUCGUGCUGCAUUGGCUUCUCUGUGAUCGGUGCCGCUUGGGGUAUCUUUAUAACGGGUACUUCGGUGCUUGGUGCCGGCGUGAGGGCACCGCGUAUUACCACGAAGAACCUUAUUUCCAUUAUUUUCUGUGAGGUUGUGGCCAUCUACGGCUUAAUCAUGGCUAUCGUGUUCUCUGCCAAGGUGACUCCCGCCUCACUCAUCUAUACGAAGGAGAACAUCUAUACAGGACAUUGCUUAUUUUGGGCCGGAUUAACAGUUGGCAUUAGCAAUCUUAUUUGCGGUGUUUGCGUCGGUGUCACGGGUUCUACUGCAGCCAUCUCCGAUGCCGCUGACCCUUCAUUAUUCGUUAAGAUUCUUGUCAUUGAGAUUUUUGGCUCUGUUCUUGGAUUAUUUGGAUUGAUUGUGGGUCUUUUGAUGGCUGCAAAGGCCGGUGAAUUUGUAUGA